Messenger RNA from Prionailurus viverrinus (fishing cat), 2634 nucleotides. RefSeq names its product protein Shroom3-like. The record is from RefSeq and is a predicted model, not a curated record. Gene Ontology annotation, cellular component: adherens junction; cortical actin cytoskeleton; apical plasma membrane. Gene Ontology annotation, biological process: actin filament organization. NCBI's taxonomy places the organism in Eukaryota, Metazoa, Chordata, Mammalia, Carnivora, Felidae. Gene Ontology annotation, molecular function: actin filament binding.
AUGAUGCUAAACAUCUCAAGGUCCCCGACGGUGCUACUCCCAGAAGAGCAUGGAGAGCCUGGAACCCAAUGGGGGGGGGGGGUAUCCCCCCGUCCUUCUCUUUCCCCUGGCAAGUCCAGCAGCAGCACUGACCAACUCAGACACGUCUGUAACAACAGGGACUUGGCUUAUAGCUCCUCCUUCUCCCAGUUCUACAGUUCUCCAGGCUCCCUAAAAACUCCCUUCAUAGAGGAAUAUUUGCUUACUGCGCUAGAGAAGAGUCCAGAAAAUAGCCCUCUGGUGUAGCCCAAGCAGAAUUACACCCAGAAGGCCCAACCUUUCCAACCUCUGCCGCUGAUGGGCAUCCACCUGGUACCCUCCCUGGAGGCACACUUUGCCCAGGUGCCCCAGCCUCCCACGAGUAGUAACAGCAGCACACUCCACCUUGCAUUGGCCAAGCAAAGUGGACAUACAGUUCCUUGGGAAGCUUGUGACAAGAUGGCCGCCCUUGAUGAGAACGGAAACCAAAAUACAUCUAGAAGGCCUGAGUUUGCCUUCGAUGAGCCCCUAGAAUAUGACUCAAUGUCCUCAGUAGAGAGGAAACCUGAAACUUUAGCCAAAUGUAUCUCCCACAAAGUCUACUUCUCUUCCCUACCUGAAAACGAAGAUAAUACCUCUCUAAAGAGACAUCCCACACCUCUCCAACGUAACAGCUCAGAUUUCAGUGAGAGAAAGGGCACCCAGGGCAAGACAUCAUAUAGCAAUUCCCACAGCCUCAAACCCCCUCAGCAAGUGGGUGAAGAUAAGGGAUCUUCCAGGAUCUCAGGGCCUUGGGAGGACGAUCUCCACAAAGACCACAGAAGGCUAGAGAGAGAAGGCCUAGUCCAGAGCCUGUCGAGCAACUGUGGCGGGACCAAGGCAGCCUUUUCCUCUCUCCACAACAUUCCUGGAAGUCUAAAGCAAAACAGACUGGGGCUAGGAGGGGGAGCCCAGGAGGGCUACCCUGGAGGCCUGCCCACCUGUCCAGCCAACGCCCAGGCAGAGGACUCUGGAAGGAAAGCUGUGACUGAUCACAGGAGCCUGGUGGACAGACCAGUUUCCUAUCCAAGGUUUGAGGGGAGAACCCGCACCUUGGUCACUUUCCUACCAUCCAGACCCCAGGUAGAGGAGCCACCCUGCCUGCCACACCAGCACACAUCCACUCUGGGGGGAGCAGGCUCUGCGGGGCUAUCCGUGCAGGGGACACCAUGCUGGGGGCUGGAGGUUUCCAAGAUGGAGCAGCAGAAGCAAGGAAGCCGGCCCCCGAGGGUGGGCAGCUUCCAUUACAGCCACAACCACAGGCCCAACAGGGCCCUCCCAACUCCCAAUACCUUGGGAGGUGACUUCAAGGACACAAAUACCAAUAUCUGGUUUUCUGAAUUCCCUGAAGCCCUAGACAGUUGUGGAUUUUCAACUACUUCUUUGAGAACUGUCCUCAAUUUUUUACCCUUUAAACUAAGCCCUAUCUGUCAUAUUGAGAUAAUGUUGGCUUUUGUGGUUAUCAUCAGAGAAGCAAAGUUAACAACUUUUGAGUCAUUGGGAACCAGUAUUCAUGGAGCGCACAAUGAAGAUGCUGGAGGAGCAGAUUUUCAGAAUACCAUACUCCACCAUUCUGGAAGUGAGAUAUCCACACCUACAAUGCUUAGAAAAAAAAGAUUAAAAGUUUAUACAGAGGUCUUAAUGGGAUUCGAUCACAUAUUCAGUCCAGAUGGUCUCAAGAACACCUUGCGUUCUCGAGGAUACAUUCUUGGAAAUGGCUCCCACAAUGGGAAGGACAUAAAAUCCAAGGACAGGGUUACUUCAGUGAACAAAUCAAAGUACACUUGGUGGAAGGUCGAAACCACCACUACAAGCAGUGAGAUAAAGCCACCAAAGAGGCAACAGUGGAGUAUGAGUGAAGAGGCUCGUCAUAAGUCCUGUAUUCCCAGUGCUUUAGCAGAAAGGAAAAGAUGGUCAAUUCUUCCAGCAGAGAAGAUGGUCAUAAAAGAAGUAAUAGAGGAUGUGAGGUUUUUACUGAAUCCUUCCAGAGGUAGGCACGAUGUUGUCAACUGUUACAGAAGAAGAAAGCAACAAAGAGGUAGAAAUAAGUUGCCCAAGGACACAAGCUGGAAGUGGAUCCGUAGAAGUUUGAAUAGGAAUUCUGCAAAGUCUGUGCUUUGCAACAGCAAUGAUAAAGGCACUGCCUUCUGGGAGAGUCUGGCCUCCUUUGAAGGCAAGCCUCAGAGCGUGGUUCAAUGGUGGGAGAAGAGGCUGGCACGAUCCGGUGUGGUGCUCCAGCAUGUACAUUUUCUUGGAAGCUCCUUGGGGAAGGCUGAGACAUCCCCUGAUGCAGACCAACCAGAACGAGAAUGGAAUCUGAUCUGGUUCUGGACUCCCCCACGAGCGAAUACACGCCCACCUUUCAGAGAGUACUCCCUGCUUCAGAAAACUGAGAGCACCUCGCUAAUAUCUCCACCUGAGACUGUCUCUAAGUCUAAACCUUUACCCGGGGUUGUGCUUUUGUGUCUGCCUGUGCACACAGGGACGAUCCUAUCCCCUGAUUCAUAUGCCAUAUGCCCUUCUGAGGUAGGUGGUCCAUCCAGCAAAUCCAAACAGGAAGAGUGGCGCAUCUUCUAA